Staurois parvus is the source of this 408-nucleotide messenger RNA. The record is from the annotation of a GenBank genome assembly. NCBI's taxonomy places the organism in Eukaryota, Metazoa, Chordata, Amphibia, Anura, Ranidae.
UCAGUGUCUGAUGACAAAUUUCCCCCAUGAAUCAUUAUCACUCAAUUCUGCAAGUAGUUCUGAUUUACUAUCGCUGUUCUCUAGCCGGUCUAAAACCACUUUUGACCUAAAGGGACGCUUUUUGGACGCCAUGGACGUUUCUCAGUUUCCAGGCAGAAAGAACAGUAAAAAUGCAGGCAGGGCGCCGGACAAAGCACUCGGGACAAAAUGUAUGUGAAAUGGUUUGAUACAGGAAUGUUUUAUUAUGUGAUUUUAGUGAUUUUAGUGAAUUGAAUGUCACUUUUAAAAUUUUUGAAUUUCCCGCCGGUUUCGUCCCCCGUACAUCCCGACGCUCGUAAGGAACGGAACCCGGAAGACAGAUGCCGGCAACGGCCGGAGGAGAUGGCCAGGAACGCUGCAGGGGGGACA